CUGCCAAAAUAAAAUACAAAGCCAACAAAAAAAAUAAUAAACGCAAAUGCCGAUGCUGUUUUGACUUUCUGUUUGCUAUUUUGUGGCACAAAAAACCUAAAUUUAAUGCAAUAAAUUAUUAAAUAAUUAAUUCAAGUGCUAUGUUAUUAAAAUAUUAAAAUAAAUAUCAUAAUUUUACAAAAAAAAAAAAAAAACAAACAAAAUGGAAACAGUUAUUUUCAACUCGGAUAUUGCUCGCAUGGUGCUUGGAUAUUUACGUAAACAACGCCUUGAUAAAGCAGCUGAAAUGUUUUGUAAAACAAGCCCAUUUCUCGAGAAAGAAUAUGAAGUUCUCAAACAAGGAUAUCGUUUGUUUGGUUUCAAAGAGGAUCUACUUGAGACAAUUAUCAGAGAAUAUUGCAAAAUCACAACCAAAGUGGACAAAGCAAUUGAAACAUUGCCGCAGUCUGUACGGGAGACUUUGCAACAAAAAACUCUAUCAUCAAAAGUAAGUUCAUUAAUUAACCAUCAUACAAAUUCUUCAACACUAGCUGACAACAAAGAAAACAGUUCGACAGCAAAUAAACGUAAAAGAGGCUCAACAUGCAGCAUUGAUUGUGAUAUUCAAUUUGCGAAUGAUGAAGAUAUAAUGCGUCCACCAGCAACUAUAAGCAAACGUCCUCGAUUAUCACGAGGCUCACUUCCAAACAGAUCAAAAAAUUCAAAUCCUAAAGAUUUAGAAAUACUAAGUCAAUCUGAAGCUUGUGAUAUAGAUUCAUGCGAUGAUGACGCCGAUGACGAUGAUGAUGAUGAUGAACCCGAUGCAGCUUUUAAAUUACCCACAACACAAUCAACAUCAACACCACGCUUACCAAAUUCAAAUUCCGAAGAGGAUUUGGCUAUGACUUCGAUUCCGUUGCAAAACAUAUCACAAGCUUUACUUGAUAACCAAGAAUUUCAAGAGAAACUUGUUAGCAAUAUUAAUAAAGCCUUGCAAACUUCUACAUGCCCGCCAUCAUCAUCAACUGCUGAUGAAAAACCAAGUGAAAAUUGUUUGAUGGAUGAGUUAGAAACAGUGGUUAAAAAUGCUACUGAAGCUACUGAAAUUGAUCCAAUAUUUGAUGAAUUUUUAAAACGAGUUGUUUCUUCCCAAGGUUACUCAACAGAUCCAUCCAACAAUAUACCGGGCAUCGAUGCACAGGAUGAAGAAUCACAGCCACCUGCACCUCAACAAACCUUAUCUAAUAUCUCUGUAGCACCAACAACUGCUAACAACACUACAUUUAGAUCGUUGAUCGAUCCAAACUUUUCCGUUUCCAAGUUAAUUGUUUUGAAUUCCAAUGAAAGUGCACAAAAAAAUCAACCAACUGACCAAGUUAUAACAACCGCUCCCGAUGGAACUCAAAUAAUCAACAAUGGGACAUUGGACAAUCAGAUGUACUUUGACCAUGCAACCGGACAACUGACUUGUCCUCUUCUACUUACCAGUGAUGGUUUGCUAAAUCUUCCGUUCUUGAUUAACAGCGACCUAAUACAACAACUGCAGGGAGACAUCAAUCUAGACACGUCCCGCAUUGAGAUUCCUCUACCCGAACCCAUAAUUCUAUCUGCUGAUCAAUUCCCACCAAAUGCUGUAAUUCUAAGAAGCACUCAGAAAGUGGAAGAUCCACCUAAAGUGGCGACAUCUACUGCUGCUCCAAAUGGAAGUAAUUUAGAGGCUAAAAUAGCUCAAUCUGGAACAACUCCAAGUACGGGUAUUUUAAAUCCCAGAAGCUUCAAGAGUUUAUCCACACCCAGAAAAAAAUCCCACGUAAGGACAUUAAGUUUUUCCCCAUUGCCAAGUAGACAGUUGUUAAAACGACAGGGACUAGCUGCUCCAGAGGGUUGUAAGGAACCUGCAACCUCUGAAGAGGCAGAAAAACCAGUCAUAAAAAAUGUCGAAAUUCUUUCACAAAUCGAAGUCAUCCCCGAAGUGGAUUCAGAAAAUUCGAACAGCGUUAGUAAUCAGACUGUAAUCCAUAAAGAACUAACUGACACUCCAAAGAGAAAAGAAAGAUCAAGACGAGUAAAAAGGGUUCUCUCAAAAGACCAUGAAGAUAGCGAAAAAGUUAAUGUGCAAUCACCUGCCGACGAAACUAAAGAAAAGAAACCAAAAGAAAAGGAGAAAAAACAAUCGAAAAAACUUCUCGUAUCUCAAAUGGAUAUGAAAGAAUGGAAACGUAUGCGUGAAACAUCUCAGACAAAUUUUGAAUGCUAUUUGCGUGAAAUCAAUUCCAAAGAUCCAAACACUGUAAAACGUGAUCCACCAAGAAGAAGAAAACGAAAAAUCCUUGCACCUGCAUUGAAGGCAGCACAUGCUGCAAAUAAAGCACGACAAAAAGCUGCAAAAGAAAGAAGUCUUAGAGCUGCAGUUUCAGCAACAAAACAAAAAACUAAAGAAGAUAAUACACCAUCCAAAUCGACCACGAACAAAGAAAAACCUACAACAACAAAAAAGAAGGCCAAAGAAAUUGAAACUCCAUCCAAGUCGAUUUUUAAUAUUAAAAUUCCAACACCUCAUAAAAUCGAGGCUCCCACAACAUCUGGAGGAAAAAGAAAUUCCAAAGUAAAUCCGAACAAAGAAUCUCCAAUGAAAUCGGAACCAGUUAAAGAAGUCACAGAAGAAGUGAUUUUCAUUCAACCCGAAUCAAUUCCCAUUGUUAAAUUAGAAGAAGAACGUGAAAAACGUACAGCGAAUAUAGCCUGUCUGCUGGACACUCCAUUUAAGUCAUUAGACGAGCAGUUAAUGGUUCCUCCAACCCCAGGACUAGUUCUGUCAACACUUGACACUCCACUUUUCAAGAUGAUUGAUUCAUUUAGAAAUGUUGGGGAAGCAAAUAACAGUAACAUAUCCACUCCACAGUUUGCAAUCACCCCAGGAUGUACUCUAACACCAUUUCCCAAAGAAACACCGAAAAGUGGAACUCAUCAAAUGGUCACUGAUUACUCCUCUGGUGGAUCAUACUAUAGACCCGAUGAGUCUGAUGAUUUGGAUAAGAAAAUCGACAAACAACUGCGAGAAUCAGCACAGAAAAGAAAAACCGAAGAGCCACCAGUGGUCACUCCAAAUAAAUGCGUUGAAGUGGUUGAGGAGAAAAUUCCAUGUGAAUCAGUGAUUCUGAGUCGAGUGAAGUCAUUUGCCGAUGAAGAUGCACCUCAACCACCAGUCGAUUUGCAUUACACACUUGCAGCUGGUUUGCCAGAAUUAACUGAUGAAGAAGAAGAGAUGCCAACUUCUGCUCUAUCAACGAGUUCCUCUUCAUCUUCAUCAUCCUCAUCGUCCUCGUCAUCAUCAUCAUCGUCGUCGUCAUCUUCUUCAUCAUCGUCUUCUGCAGGCUCCCCGCCAACGGUGGCAAAAGCAACUUCCCUAGUCAAUAUUGACAAUCUAUCAGAGAUAAGUAGCGCCGAAGAUGACGAUUGGAGUAAGGACAUUCCGGAGAAAAUUGCUGCAACUGUUGAAGAUCCAUUAGAAGUGAAUUCACAAUUGGUGAAUAACGAUUGGGAAGUAAGGUAUCCUGUGAGAAGUUGGUUGACACCGAAGAAAGUUGAUCCUCCACCGAAACCAGUCGUCGAGGAUAACAGCAAAGCCAGAUUCCGUCAAAAACAAUUGUCCGAUUUGGAACUGAAAAAGCAAAGAAUGAAAGCGAAACUUACUUCGGAUUUGAGCAAACCACUUCCUCGACCAGUUUGCCUUCAAACUACAACCAAAUCUCGGCCGCCUAAAAAAUCACUCGUACAAACGGCCAAGGCAAAAGUUACCACAAUUCGUAAGCAGUAUGUCAUGUCGACUGUGACCACUAAAGAGAAGAAAAUCAUGAAAGUCAUGACGCCUCUUAAAAUAACCGAUGUGAAUAUUUUAGAAACAUCACCUCCCGGUCCAAGUAAUGAACAAAUUGAGGUCUUAACUGCUCUAAAUCUCUUGUCAGCCAAGAAACAAACACCAGAAGGUAAGACUUCCAAGUCUGCAUUGAUGGUUACUGGUACUGCAAAAAAGAUACAACCUGCAAAGAAAGUAGUUCCAAAGGAAACGACGAAAAGUAAAGUCAAAGCUAAUUCCAAACCUCCAAUAGUGAAUGCUCCUAAGCGGACUGCACUUAAACCGACAAAAAAGAUUCAAUUGAUAUCGUCACCCAAACGAAAUUCAGCCACUAGAAAAUCAUCGAGAUCAGUUAAAACGCCAAAGUCUUUUGAUAACUUUUCGACGACAACCGUUGCCCCGAAAAAGUUAAAUGGAAGAGCAACGCCUGUUCCUAAAAAAAAUACCAAAACAACACCUCAAACGUCCAAAAAGAACAAAACCAAACCUCCGCUUGAUGCAGUUGUGGUUUUGGAGCCUAUUGUUGUCAUCCCUAAAGAAACGGCAGAGCCAUUGGAACUCAGAAUCAAUCCACCACCGAAAGAAGAUGAAAUCUUAGAAAAUGUAGUAAAAUUAGACUCUCUUAAAUCUUCUCCAGAGACAUUAAAAUCUCUUGAAUCUGGUCAACUAUGCACUGAUAUUGAUGACAAAGACGAGGAUGAUGAUGAUGAAGACGAAGAUGAUCCUUAUGAACGUUGUGAGAGAAUUUUAAUCGACGAAACCGAUACAAAACGUUUUAUAUAUUUUAAAUACUCUGGACCCGAUGGUGCACCAUCAGUUCAAAUGUCUCCUAAAAAAUCUCAUGAAUUGAAUAUAUUUAUGAAUCCAAAUGAGAAACAUUGUGUUAAGGCAUCGGAAGAGUUUCUUUUGUUUUCAUUUGAACCGAAAGAAAUUUCGAACACUCCAAAACAUGUUACUCGUAAUAUUCCUAAAAAACGUCAACUUAAAUCGUCAAGCUUCGAAAAAGAACCCAUUAAUGAUGUAGUUAAUGAUCGAAAAAUAUUAGAAAAUAUUCCUACAAUAGACGAUCGAAUAUCUGAAAAGGAAGCAGUUUUAACAUCGCCAAAGCGGACAAGUAGUGGUAGUGGAAAGAGAUUUAAUUCGCCGCCAAGUUCGACAUCAACUCCACUUGUGCCAGCGUUAAAAGUGUCACAAUUGCAAAAAGCAGCUGCUUCGAGGGAAAAUAAAAAGACUGAAGAAAUCGUUUCGAGUAGUGGAAAACAUACCACAUCACGACCGAAAGAUGAUAAAAAAUCCACACCCAGUACAAAACAUCAAAACCAAUUGCAAUCGCCUUUGGUAUCGUCUCCUACUAAGUCCAGUAAUAAAGAAUCAAAUUCAUCUUCAUCGAAUCAUUUACAAGAAAAUGAUAUUAAAUUAAGUAAUAAAAGUUCUAAAACCAAAGCAAUGGACAAUGUCGAUUUAAAAUCAACACCAACUUCAGCUUCUUCGGAUAACCCAGUUGAAGCUAAAAGCAGCUCAAGUUCAAAUGAACUUCCACUUGACAUAGAUGUAAUACUUUCAAAACUACAUGGUUAAAAAAAUUCUGAUCUAAUGUUUUGACUCCUCGUAUUCAUUUGUUUUUAAUUAUUUUUUUUUAAAUUUGUUUUAUUUAAGUUUAAAGAUAUAUGAAUUGAUAAUGAGCCGCAAUACAGACUGUUCGAUUUUCAUAUAAAUGUACAUUAAAUGUAAAUUAAGUAAUCCACUUGAUUAAAAAUGGAAUACAACUCACAUAAUUUAUUAUAAUAGCUAUACUAAGCAAUGUAAAUUAUAUUACAUAUAAAUAUUUGUUAUAGUGGCGAUCUAAUUAAAAAGUCUUAAUGUUUUUUUUAAGGUUUCUG
Molecule: messenger RNA, 5715 nt
Organism: Episyrphus balteatus (marmalade hoverfly)
Lineage: Eukaryota; Metazoa; Arthropoda; Insecta; Diptera; Syrphidae
Gene: mxc
Exons: 7
Coding region: 203-5413 (1736 amino acids)
Molecular function (GO): protein binding
Source: RefSeq, a predicted model, not a curated record